GAUUCAUUAUAUUUACGUGAAGUUUGUCUAACGGCGAACAAAGGAGUUUAUAAUCUUCAAUUCUCUACAUGUCUGAAGUUAUGAACUAAGAUCCGAUUCAAAUGAACUUUUCUCUUUGGAUUCUGGAGUCUGGACAAUGCGGGAGCAUAUGAAGGAUUACCUCAGAUUCAUGAUAUUUACGUCUUCACGAAGCUAGGGGAGUUAAUAAUCCGCAUUUCUCUACAUGUCAGAGGUUAUGAACUAAGAUCCGAUUCAAAGGAAGGAGUUGAGCUUUUCUUUUCGGAUUCUGAACAAUUCGGGAGCAUAUGAAGGUACGUCUGAGAAUGAGAACCAGAUGAUGUAUCACUUGAUUUAAGCUUUAGAUUAUAGUUCAUGGAAUCGAUAUAUGUUGUUUCGGAUAUCAUUAUAUGAUGGGGAACACUUGCGCACAGCCCCGCAAUUUGGGGAAGAACGGUUUCUUAGAAUCAGUAUCAGCUGCAAUCUGGAAAACUCAGCCGCAGGAUAACAAACUUCCUUCUCCAAAUGAUGAUAGCAAAUCAAUUAAUAUUCCAGAGGAUGCUGGUGGUGGUGGUAUUCGUAGUCUACCACCUGAACCUAUUAAAAUCAACGGAGAUCUUCCACCAAAAGGUGUCGAUACUAUGAAAUCAAUCAAGCGUGAGACAACUAUGGCAAAAGAGGAGGUAGUCAAGAACACGGAUGUAGGAAAAAAGAGUGGUAAGACUCACAUGAAGCGAUUAUCAAGCAUGGGACUACAAGUUGAAUCUGUUCUCCAAAGGAAAACAGAGAAUAUGAAGGAAUUUUUUACUUUAGGUAAGAAACUAGGUCAAGGACAGUUCGGCACAACUUUUCUCUGCGUGGAGAAGGCAACCGGUAAGGAUUUUGCUUGCAAAACGAUAGCUAAAAGGAAGUUAACGACAGAGGAGGAUGUUGAAGAUGUUAGAAGGGAGAUACAGAUAAUGCAUCAUUUGGCAGGGCAUUCCAAUAUUAUAUCGAUAAUAGGUGCUUAUGAAGAUGGGGUUGCAGUAAAUUUGGUUAUGGAGUUAUGUGCAGGAGGAGAACUUUUCGAUAGGAUUAUACAAAGGGGACAUUAUACAGAGAGGAAAGCGUCUCAGCUGGCGAGGGUCAUUGUUAGUGUUGUUGAAACAUGUCAUUCGUUAGGCGUUAUGCAUAGGGAUUUAAAACCAGAGAAUUUUCUAUUUGUUAAUCAAGAAGAAGAGUCUCAGCUUAAAGCCAUUGAUUUUGGUCUCUCAAUGUUUUUUAGACCAGGUGAAACAUUCACUGAUGUGGUUGGAAGUCCUUACUAUGUAGCUCCUGAAGUUCUUCGCAAACACUACGGCCAGGAAUGUGAUGUUUGGAGUGCUGGUGUUAUCGUGUAUAUUUUGUUAAGCGGAGUUCCCCCAUUUUGGGAUGAAUCGGAGCAAGGAAUAUUUGAGCAGGUUCUAAAAGGUGAACUUGACUUCAUAUCAGAGCCAUGGCCUAGUAUAUCUGAUGGUGCAAAAGAUUUAGUAAGAAAAAUGCUUAUUAGAGACCCCAAAAAACGGUUGACUGCCCACGAAGUUCUUUGCCACCCUUGGAUUCAGGUUGAUGGAUUAGCUCCUGAUAAACCACUAGAUUCUGCUGUAUUAUCUCGGUUGAAGCAAUUCUCUGCCAUGAACAAACUGAAGAAGAUAGCCAUCAGAGUUAUUGCCGAGAGUUUGUCUGAGGAGGAAAUAGCGGGAUUAAGACAAAUGUUUAAAAUGAUAGAUACAGAUAACAGUGGACAAAUCACUCUUGAAGAACUGAAAAAAGGUUUAGAAAGAGUUGGUGCUAAAAUGAAGGAUUCAGAAAUCCACAGUCUAAUGGAAGCGGCAGAUGUUGAUAACAGUGGAACUAUUGACUACGGAGAAUUCAUAGCAGCAAUGAUCCAUUUGAACAAGAUCGAGAAGGAAGAUCAUAUGUUUGCAGCGUUCUCGUACUUUGACAAAGAUGGGAGUGGUUACAUCACACAAGACGAGCUUCAACAGGCCUGCGAUCAGUUUGGUCUCAAAGAUAUUCAUAUUGAAGAUAUCAUUCGCGAAGUUGAUCAAGAUAAUGAUGGUCGGAUUGAUUAUAACGAAUUUGUGGCCAUGAUGCAAGACUCCAAUUUUGGCAUUAAGGAUGGUUCAUAGCAAAAUGGGAGCAUGGGCUUGAUUUAGGUUACAACCGCUAAAAUUUCAAACUCUGUUUUGUUCGCAUGAGUUUCAGGUAAGGCUUAUUUUUUAAGUUUGCAUUAUUAAUAUGUAAUGCUGGUUAGUUUCAGUUAUGAGCAUUAGUAUUAG
This is a messenger RNA of Impatiens glandulifera, 2297 nucleotides long. RefSeq names its product calcium-dependent protein kinase 20-like. Bases 408 to 2147 code for a protein of 579 amino acids. Gene Ontology annotation, molecular function: calcium ion binding; calcium-dependent protein serine/threonine kinase activity; calcium/calmodulin-dependent protein kinase activity. The transcript has 8 exons. Gene Ontology annotation, biological process: intracellular signal transduction; peptidyl-serine phosphorylation; protein autophosphorylation. Gene Ontology annotation, cellular component: cytoplasm; nucleus. The record is from RefSeq and is a predicted model, not a curated record. Lineage: Eukaryota; Viridiplantae; Streptophyta; Magnoliopsida; Ericales; Balsaminaceae.